Hypanus sabinus (Atlantic stingray) is the source of this 2135-nucleotide messenger RNA. It is a transcript of the gene gstt2, whose product is annotated as glutathione S-transferase theta 2. Gene Ontology annotation, biological process: glutathione metabolic process. The record is from RefSeq and is a predicted model, not a curated record. Gene Ontology annotation, molecular function: glutathione transferase activity. Bases 112 to 792 code for a protein of 226 amino acids. The transcript is spliced from 5 exons. Gene Ontology annotation, cellular component: cytoplasm. NCBI's taxonomy places the organism in Eukaryota, Metazoa, Chordata, Chondrichthyes, Myliobatiformes, Dasyatidae.
GGAAUAAUACUCUGACGUAUCGCCACUUUUUGAUGAUUUCAGCAGAAUAUAUGUUGCAAGUUAAUUGUCUGGGUCGGAGAGUGGGCACUUGCUACAAAGCUUCCGAUAACCAUGGCUUCUCGGCUCCCCCUGCGUGUUUACUACGACCUCCUGUCCCAGCCCUCCAGAGCAGUACUCCUGUUCCUUAAAGUUACCGGUAUUCCACAUGUUGAAAGGCCAGUGGCGCUCCGGAGAGGUGAGCACAAGAGUGAAGAAUUCACUAAACUGAACCCAAUGCAGAAAGUGCCAGUGAUCGUUGACAAUGGAUUUGUUCUCACUGAGAGUGUGGCCAUCCUGAAGUACCUCGCAACAAAGUACAAUGUGCCCCAGUUCUGGUACCCUCAAGACGUGUUUCAGCGGGCAAAGGUGGAUGAAUACAUGGCGUGGCAGCACGCCAAUGUGCGGUUUCAUGCAGCAAAGGUCUUCAUUCUGGAGGUUUUGAUACCCAAGGCAUCAGGCCAGGCAGUGGACCAAGAGAAGCUGAACAAAGCUCUGGGUGAAUUAAGCGCAACUUUAGACUUAUUGGAAUUGAUGUUUCUGAAGAACCAGCCUUUCAUUUGUGGUGAGCAGAUUACAGUGGGAGAUCUUCUGGCCAUCUGUGAACUAAUGCAGCCACUUGGAGCUAAUCGAGACAUACUACAAGAUCAUCCAAAGUUGGUCGCCUGGCAUAACAGAGUACGGUCAUUUAUAGGAAAGCCAUUUGAUGAGGUGCAUUCCUACCUUUAUCAACUGAGAAAUAAAGCCAGACUUUAAAGCUGAACUACUAUGAAAUUCAGCAUAUUUCACUUAGACUCUUGGUAUUAAUUCAUUCUUUUAAACUACAGGCAGUCCCCGGGUUAUGAACAUCCAACUUACUAACAACUUGUACUUUCAAACGGACUGCCAUAAAGCUCAAUAGUUCAAUACAAUGGUUCGUAAUAAUGAACGCAUGCAUUACAGUGGUUCAUUGGCUCAAGGAAGGAGAACGCUGUCCGCCAUUUUAAGUCCGAUCACAUUGCUGAUAACAGUGUGUUGCGUGUGUAACUUUGUAUUUGGCUUAAGUUUUUCUCUUAUUUACGCUUUCUUAUAACCAUUCCUCCAAAGCGUAAAUCCGAUGCAAGUGUUGGUGAUGCACCAAAGAAAAGGAAAAUGAUUACUGUUGAUAAUAAAGUGGAAAUAAUAAAACGAUUGGAAAGAGGUAAAACGUCAUUGAAAAACUGUUAGGCUACAGUUGGUCAACGAUCGGAACAAUUUUAAAGGAUAAAGUGAUGAUAGCAUUUGAGGAAGAAGACUGGGACCUAAAAGCUCCAGAACCAAGAAUGUUUUUGACAAGAGUUACCUGAAGCCUUUCGUCUCAUUGAAGCAUGGGUGGCAAAGUUACAUGAGCAAGAUCUAAUAUAGAGAGGUUCACCAAAGUUUACCGUACAAUUACCGAGGGCCUCUGCUGCUACAAGGCCAUUUAUGACGAGAAAAAUAAAAGCUCUGCAUAAAAAGGUAAAAUAUAUACUAAGACAAACAUUUGACUGACUGACACUAAAUAAGAACCAUAUGUACCUGUUCCGCCUUACCUACAAAUUUGACUUAAAGACAGACAUAGGAAUGGAUCUCGUUUGUAACCUGGGGACUGCCUGUACAUGCUUUGACAAAAGUGUCUUUUUCUGUUGAUCAGUAUCAAAAAAAGCCAAAUUAAAUUCACUGUGAUUCAGUGUUGUAAAACAUGAAAACUUCCAAGGGGAGCAAAUUUUUUUUAUAUAUAGACACUGUUUCCCAUUUUACCUCCUUGUAUUUUCUUAUUUGAAAACAUAAUUGGUCAUGAUAGAGUAAUGGGACAAGAGAAGUUCUGUGCUUGUCUUAAAUCAGCAGAUUUAUAAAGUUCAGAUGAUUGCCUGACCUUGGAUAUGGGAUAAUUAAAUCUUAGUCCAAACUGCAAAUGAUGGUCCUUUUCAAAAAGACCUUUUUUUUUAAUAGCUAGAUAUGAAGUAUGUGAUCCUAUAGGUCUACAUUUGAGGGUCAGAUAUUACCUAGUCUGGAGAUAGUGCUGUAUUAAACUAAUUAAUCAAUGAUUGAAUACAGGGGAGUGCUCUCAUAAAAGUCUGAGAUUCAUUUUCUUGCAGGCA